GACGAGCGCUCAAAUCCUGGCCUGCUGCUUUGCAAAGACACAACCCAUUCAUCCUGACAUAGUACUGAGCUUGUGGGUGGAAUGGCGUCUAGUGGCUUUAUACGCAUCCUGUCUAUGUCCCUAGUCAUGGGGGCUGCAUCCUUUGGGGCUGGCCUUGUACCACUGUCGUCGUCAAUGACUAAAAGUCACUUGGCGAAGCUGUCUACCUUGAGUACUGGAUUGCUCAUAGGUGCUGCACUUGGUGUCAUCAUUCCCGAAGGAGUAGCAAGCACUAUUGCUGGUGAUCCUGAACCGGAGUCCUACUCUUACAAGAUCGCGUCAUGCGUACUUUUUGGCUUCGCAUUCAUGUUCCUUGUGGAGGAGUACAUAUCCCCACAUACUCGACCGCUGAUACCUCAGGAAAUUCGCGAUGACGCAGAAGAAGUCCACUUUGAUAUCGUGCUUGACGAAAUGGAGCGCGAGGAGGGUAUGAUGCCACCCGGUCCACAUGCGUCUACUUGGCAAAUGUUGCGAGAUGCACGUUCCUCAAGCUUACAACGCGCAUACCCACUGUCAUUAGGUCUUAUAGUACAUGCUUUAGUCGAUGGAUACGCACUAGGUGUGUCGUCUCUUGAGACACAAUCAGGUGCUCUAUCUUUCGUCGUUUUUUUGGCUAUCAUAAUACAUAAGGCACCCACGGCGUUAGCCCUGACAUCUUCUCUCUUGGCAACAUCUCUUCCUCCUUCAGAGUGCAAGAGACACUUGCUACUUUUCAGUCUCGCCACGCCAGUUAGCGCGAUCCUCUCUUAUAUACUAUACACCCACACCGGCGAUGGAAAUAACCUGUGGGUUGGAACACCCUUACUAUUUAGCGGAGGCACAUUUCUUUACGUGGCGACAGUACUGCAGUCUCCUUCAGAACGUGCACCUUCAUCCGCUCAAGACAACAUCAGUAAAACGUCACGAACACUUCUGCUGCUGUCGGGAAUGUUUUUCCCGCUUAUAAUUAGUGCAAUGCUGGGUCAUGGUCAUUAAUGCUAUUGCCAGUUGCAGUUCUGAGACAAAUCUAAAGCAUACACGUUAGACGGACACGUAGAACUAAAUACCCGCGGAAUUUAUAGAGUUUUAUUUACAUCCUAGGGAAGAAAGAUCAACAUGUGCUUGGAUUGCAUGAGCAGCCAAUUUCAU
Messenger RNA from Suillus clintonianus, 1167 nucleotides. Its product is annotated as Zinc/iron permease. The transcript is spliced from 5 exons. Gene Ontology annotation, molecular function: metal ion transmembrane transporter activity. Lineage: Eukaryota; Fungi; Basidiomycota; Agaricomycetes; Boletales; Suillaceae. Gene Ontology annotation, cellular component: membrane. The record is from RefSeq and is a predicted model, not a curated record. Gene Ontology annotation, biological process: transmembrane transport; zinc ion transport. The coding region runs from base 82 to 1014 and encodes 310 amino acids.